AAGUAAUGACAGAGCAUGGGAUCCGGGGAAAACACUAAAGAUGACAGACAGUGCAGCCUGAAGGAGGAAGUGUAUAGCAGGGCCUGCAGCCUGCCCCGCCGGAGCCGGCCCGUACAGCCGCACAACGGGGCUGCAAGCAGUGCUUGGCACGACGGGCGCUGUCACUCCACCCGGGGUCCCGGCGGCACCGCUCUCCUCGGGGCGGGAGAACCUCCGCAGCCCACUGGGCCAAACCUGUCUCCCCCCCCGGGGAAGAGGCGGUGGGAGGACGUGCCCGCCUCUCUGAGCCCCGGCCGCAACCUCGUGUCCCCGCCCGGCAGCCCCGAGGUGGAGGAAGCGCCGCGCAGUCAGAGGGAGGGAGCGGCCGCUUGUCCCACCGGCACAGACCUCGCCGCGCCGCUGCAGGACGCGCACUCGCUCCGCCGGCAGCUCCCCUCCUCCGCAAGCGGCCGCACGGCCCCUGCCCCCGGCUUGCCCAUGACAGGGACGCGAAGCCCCGAGGAGGGCUGUUCCUGCCGCAAUACGAACUGCUUGGAGCGGCCGCUGCGGCGGUUCUUCGAGGGGUUGGGGAGCAGCGUAGCCGCCUGCCCGUGGCCCUUCUUGCUAGUGCCGCUGCUGCUGUCGAGCGGGCUGGGCACCGGCUUCCUCUUCCUGCCCCUGCGGCAGGCGAACGACAUCGAGGGGCAGUUCACGCCUACGACAGGGCCCGCCAAGGCCGAUCGCAACUUGGUGUUGCAGCACUUCCCCACCGACGACUCGCAGCGCUUCUCCGCCGCGCGGCUGCCCACCGAGGGCGCUUACGCCGCCCUCAUCGCCGUGGCGGCGGGGGAGGGCUCGGUGCUGUCCCCGACGGCGCGGCAAAACGUGCUGCAGCUGGACAAGACCGUGCGCGCCCGCGGCUACGACCAGGUCUGCGCCCGCAGCCACGGCGUGUGCCAGAGCCCUAACCCGCUGCUGCCGCUGCUGGACGGGGCGGGGGCGGCCGCCCUGGGGGACCUCACCUUCCCCUCCAGCAACGGCACCUUCCUGGGAGCGGAUCUCGGCGGCGUGCAGACGGCUGCAGGAGGGCGGGUGGUGUCGGCCCGGGCCCUGAAGCUGGUGUAUCACCUGCAGGAGGACAGCCCCGCCGCGGCGGGCAGGAGCCGGCAGUGGCUGGAAAGAUUCCUAAAGGACAUCCCGGCGGCGUUGGGCUUCUCCUCCAUUCAGGUGACUUACUUCACCUCACUGUCCAGACAACAGGAGUUUGAAGGAAAUACCAAGAGCGUGAUUCCCUUCUUCUCUGUAACCUAUUUCUUGACAAUAACCUUUUCAAUCAUCUCUUGCCUAAGACUGAACUGUAUAAGAAAUAAUGUGUGGCUUGCAUGCUGUGGAGUACUAUCUGCUGGUUUAGCUGUACUAAGCAGCUUUGGACUGAUGCUCUUCUGUGGAGUGCCAUUUGUGGUCACGGUAGCAAACGCACCAUUUCUUAUUCUAGGAGUUGGUGUUGAUGACAUGUUCAUAAUGAUCGCUUCCUGGGAGCAAAGUUCAAGAAAGAAAAGGGAAUCUGAUGUUAAAGCUCUGAUGGCUGAGACGUACACAGAAGCAGCUCUUUCUGUGACCAUCACCACGCUCACAGAUGUUUUGGCCUUCUUCAUUGGCACCUGGACUGCUUUUCCAUCUGUGAGAUCAUUUUGCCUCUAUACAGGCACUGCUUUUGUCUUCUGCUAUAUAUAUACCAUGACCUUCUUUGGGGCAGUUAUUGUAUUAAAUCAUAAAAGGGAGCAAGGAAACCGACACUGGCUAACUUGUAUGCCUGUGAGAGUAGAUAAUGAUCAGGCUGAGAAGUCCUGCUUGUACAAUGCUUGCUGUAUAGGCAACUGUUCUAGUCAGUCAUCUCAGCUAGAAAGUGAACAUCCAAUGAGCAUAUUCUUUGAAAAGUAUUAUGGUCCUUUUUUGACAAAUAAGUGGGUCAAGCUACUUGUGGUGGUGGUGUACGGAGCAUAUUUGGGUGGCAGCAUUUAUGGAUGCACUCAGGUCAGGGAAGGCAUUGAUCUUCGAAAUCUGGCAAGUGAUGACUCUUAUGUUAUUCCAUACUACGAUGAUGAUGACAAAUACUUCUCAUCUUAUGGACCCAGGGUCAUGGUUGUCAUUCCUGAAAGUGUAGAUUACUGGAAUAAGACCGUUCGUCUUGUGAUUGAGAACUGCACACAGAAUUUAGAGGCUAUUUCCUAUGUAGACAAGAACCUCUCAGAGUCAUGGCUCAGAGUAUACACAGGACUUGGCAACAGUGGUUUGAUAAAUAUAAGCAGUAAGACUCUCUUCAUUACUAACUUACCUACACUGUUCGAAAGGGUUCCCAGUUUUAAGUGGGACAUUAACAUGACUCAGAAUAAAAUAGAAGCUUCACGCUUCUUUAUUCAGACAGUGAACGUGACCUCAGCUAUUGAUGAGAAAAAUCUUCUAAACCAGUUAAGAGAGACAGCCAAGCAGUGCAGUAUUCCAUUAAUGGUGUACCAUCCAGCCUUCAUCUACUAUGAUCAGUACCUCGUAAUAGUGCAGAACACCAUUCAGAAUGUUGUCAUUGCUGCUGGGGCAAUGCUUGUCAUCUCCCUUUUGCUUAUUCCCAACCCAUUGUGCUCCUUGUGGGUGACUUUUGCCAUAGCUUCUGUAAUAGUUGGCGUUGCUGGUUUCAUGACAUUUUGGGAUGUCAAUCUUGAUUCCAUAUCCAUGAUCAACCUGGUCAUUUGUAUAGGGUUUUCAGUAGAUUUUUCUGCUCAUAUUUCUUAUGCCUUUGUUACAAGUAGAGAGUCGUCAGCCAAUGGAAGGGCAAUCAAAGCUCUGUCUCUGCUAGGUUACCCAGUGUUACAAGGUGCAGUUUCUACUGUACUGGGAGUAGUUGUCCUGGCUGCAGCAAAAACCUACAUCUUCAGGACAUUCUUCAAGAUCAUGUUCCUUGUUAUUUCAUUUGGGGCUCUUCAUGGUCUUGUUUUUAUUCCCGUGUUCUUAACCAUUUUUGGAAGCUUUGGCAGGUCACCCCACAGUACCAAAUCUAAAGAGAGCUUAGAAGAUUGGGAGUGAGCUCCAUGUAAGAUACUAGGUAUUUAUUAUAUGUAGAGUAAAACGCUGUGACUUUCAGGGAAUAUAAGAAAUUGAGAACCUAAGGACAGAAAAAUAAACAACAGGGAAGCAAAGGCCUCAGAAAGGCCUGGCAAGAAAAUUAACAGACAAAAUGAAAAUGCACAGAAUCUCUUUUUUGUGUGCUUGUCUAUAACGCCUUAAUGUUGUUAAAUUAUUUUUUAUUGUGAUUUGUGUACUGAAUGUAUUUGGGCAGUGGUCAGUGUCUGUAGAUUCUAAUACAUUUGCCCCAGCUUGAUGGAAUUACCUUACAGGUUUGUCAGAAAUGUGCACAGGAGGGAAGAACAGCUCCCACUGGUUUGCAUUUCCUGCCUGUUGAACUUGAUACUGUAACUCAGGCCAGCAGAGCCUGAAGACAAUUUCUCUGAGGAGGCACAAACCUGAAGGUUUAACAGCAAGAUUACAGAGGGUCAGAACUGCCUUGGAUUGCAAUGAUUCAUAAACCUACAGGAGACAAAGGCUACUUAGGCUCCUAAUGCAGCACAAGACUCCCUUAGGGGAGGCAAAUGGACUCACAUUUUAUAUUUGAAUCCAUCUUUUGUAGGUGUCCUGUUUCCUUUCAAAGAUUAAAUAUGAUUUAGCUUUAAGAAGAUUGUGUAUAG
Molecule: messenger RNA, 3716 nt
Organism: Calypte anna (Anna's hummingbird)
Lineage: Eukaryota; Metazoa; Chordata; Aves; Apodiformes; Trochilidae
Gene: PTCHD3
Product: patched domain containing 3
Exons: 4
Coding region: 16-3057 (1013 amino acids)
Cellular component (GO): membrane
Source: RefSeq, a predicted model, not a curated record